This is a messenger RNA of Dioszegia hungarica, 939 nucleotides long. RefSeq lists its product as uncharacterized. The coding region runs from base 1 to 939 and encodes 312 amino acids. The transcript has 4 exons. NCBI's taxonomy places the organism in Eukaryota, Fungi, Basidiomycota, Tremellomycetes, Tremellales, Bulleribasidiaceae. The record is from RefSeq and is a predicted model, not a curated record.
AUGUCUGCGCUACCCCUCUACUUGCUCCGUCCGGGCCUCCAGCGCUCUGCUGAUGGGAAGAGCUUCGAUGUGGUCGUUGACCCACUGGAGCUGACCCGUUCCGUCACGAGCAAGGACGGAAGGCGCGAGAUCAGCUACUCUGAGUCUCAUGCUACCAGCACCAGCUUCAAGUUCCCGUUCUCCCUGCCAAAGCUCUCUCAGGGCGAUGCUCCCUCCUCCCUCGCCAACAUCUUGACGGGCGCGCAUACGCUUGAGGAGCUCGAGGCCAGCUUGAAGGAAGCCGCAAGAGCGUGGUCUGGGUGCAAGGACUUCCUUGACAGCGAGGUGACGAAGGUGCUGAUGGAUGAUGACGGUGCGCUACAGCUCCAACUCCAGAUGACCAGAGUCGAGGUCGCGAACGGUGUCGGCCAAGAGAUCGAUGCGCUUCUCAAUACCGUCAGCAUUCUCCAGAAACACGCCAAAGGCACAGCAGCCAAGACUGGGAAGACUGAGUAUUGUGAGAUUCAUGAGACAAUGCCGGCCAUCCUUACUGCGAUGACCUCGAUCGGGACCGACAAGAUCAGGCGGCACACAGCUGUGGCGCUCAAGCAAUCCGGCGAGUUCUCGAAGACCGUCCGAGACAUACUCAGCGAGGACGAGCGGGGGCGCCGCGAAGCACAGUGGAUGGUGGGGCUGGCGGAAUGUACGUCAAACCUUGACUCGAUCGUCAAUGACACCAAGACUGGCGGCAUCGUAAAUGACAAGUGGACGGCGUUGGGCCGAUCUGCGUCUGCUCCCGACGUCCUUGAAGUCAUCCGCACGUGGCACGAGUCUGACAAGACACUCGGGGAGAGUGCCGCCGCCGAGGGUCUUGAGGUCCUUGCGGGACGCGCAGUGGAGAAGGCUCGGGCCCUUCAGGAAUUGAUCGAUGCUCUCAAAUCGAGCGUGGACCCAGCCUGA